UUUUGAUCGCAUCGCUCGCGCACCAUGUGUGUCGGCGAGUAGCCUUUAUUUAUAAUAAUUUCAUUCACGAACAAGAAGAGGCUUUCCAAUUUUACACAAUGAGGAGGAACGUGGGCUACAAUAGGCUGCAGCAGCAGCAAGCGCACAAUUACCGGCCGGAGAGCGUGCAGGUGAACACGAAGCUCAAAAACCUUUGGUUCCACGUUAUCUGCGGCUGCAUCUUCUUCGCCUUUGGCUUUGCAAUUCUCAUGUGGAGCGAAGCGAGGCUUUUGAAAAAGACCAAGUCGUUGAACGAAGGGUUCGGCUCGAUCAUUUCCAUCGAGAAUCCGAACACGAUUUCGCCGGAGAAUAAUGGAAAACUGAUCCACCUGGUGGGGUACCUUCAGGUCGGCGAGCCGAUGACCGAGUUUGAGUACGGAGUCUUGAUUUCAGCCGUCAAACUCAAGCGCAGAGUGCAGAUGUACCAGUGGGUCGAGGAACGCACUUUGAGAGAAUUCCCUGAGGAGUUUCACGUGCACGAAGACGGUCUGUACUACUUCACCGAGUGGCGGGACAAAUUAAUUGAUCACACGCGGUUCACGCAGCCCUACGGCCACGAGAAUCCAAGAGAAAUUGCCAUGAAAACGAAAAUUUACGUGUGCGACCAGGUGAACGUCGGCGCGUACUACUUCAGCGACGCCCUCAAAGACGUGUUCACCGACUUUGAACUGUUCACCAGCGACGAGAGGCCCGAAAACCGUGAUAUUAAGCUGCACUCGGGGCUGUACUACCACAGCCAAGACGUGUGGAACCCCAAGGUCGGAGAUAUCAGAGUGCAGUUUUCUUAUUCGGGACUCGCCGGAGAGCUGGUGACAAUAGUCGCGAUGCAAGUGGACCACGAGCUGCACCCUUAUAUCACAAGCCACGGAGACCGGAUCAUGAUUUUCCGCCACGGCCAUCACCCUCCUCAGAACUUCUACCACGAACACCACAAACAGCACUGGCUUUUGUCUUGGAUCGUGCGAGGAGCCUGUUUCCUCGUGCUGUUCGUCGGCUCCAGUUUUCUCACGCCCUUGCUCAAGAAAUUCUCGAGAAGCAAGUGCUCCAUUGGAGAGAUCGAGGUGGCGCCCCUGCAAGUGCUGGCCAGGCAUUUAACCUUGCUGAACUUCUGCCUUUCGACCAGCACAGCGAUGUGCAUUGUGGGAUUCACGUGGGCUUCCCUCAGACCAAUCUUUUCCACGGUUUUAUUCACUGUCUCGUCUGUGCCGCUCUUGGUGCUUUUUCUAGUCAGCAUUCGAAUCAAGAAGGAUUAG
Molecule: messenger RNA, 1292 nt
Organism: Cloeon dipterum
Lineage: Eukaryota; Metazoa; Arthropoda; Insecta; Ephemeroptera; Baetidae
Gene: Tmem43
Product: Transmembrane protein 43
Exons: 7
Coding region: 99-1292 (397 amino acids)
Biological process (GO): nuclear membrane organization; lipid metabolic process
Cellular component (GO): nuclear envelope; nuclear inner membrane
Source: RefSeq, a predicted model, not a curated record